Phragmites australis (common reed) is the source of this 722-nucleotide messenger RNA. RefSeq names its product auxin-responsive protein SAUR23-like. NCBI's taxonomy places the organism in Eukaryota, Viridiplantae, Streptophyta, Magnoliopsida, Poales, Poaceae. Gene Ontology annotation, biological process: response to auxin. Bases 232 to 630 code for a protein of 132 amino acids. The record is from RefSeq and is a predicted model, not a curated record. The transcript has a single exon.
AACCUUGCUCACCCUCUCAAUACAUUACUCUAUCUCUCUUGAUGUCACCAACAAAGCUGCACCAAGAAACGCCUUCACAAUGACACCAAAGGCAAAAAUGGCAGAUAAAGUCAAGGCCGUGAUGGAGCCUGAAGAGAUCGGCCAGCACCCUUAGCAACCUUCACUAGUUCAGUGCGGCUACUCACCACUGAUCACUCUACUGUUUUCAUAGCAAGCAAAGCUUCUGCGUGGAUGAAGGAGAGAGGGAUCAGGAAGGGGCUGGCCAUGAGGGCCCUGCUGGACCGGUGCCUCUCGUCCAAGAAGGCCCGCGGCCGCGAGCCGCCGGAGGGCUGCCUGGCGGUGUACGUGGGCGCGGCGAGGGAGCGGUUCGUGGUCCGGACGGAGUGCGUCAACCACCGCCUGUUCAGGGCGCUGCUGGAGGAGGCCGAGGAGGCGCGUGGGCCGUACUGCUACGCGGCGGACGGGCCGCUCGAGCUGCCGUGCGACGCCGGCGCGUUCGCGCGCGUCGUGGAGGCUAUCGAGCGGGAGAUGGCUGAGGAGAGGACGGGGGUCGGGUGCGGCGGCGGCAUCGUGAGAGGGCACCGGGCAAUGGCGGUGGCGAUCCACGGCAGGCAGGUGACCGUGGGUUGACGUGAUCGGUGUUCUGGUCAUGGUACAUGUGUUGCCGGCUGGUCAUGAAAGAUGGGUAGCUAGGAAGGAACGGAAAAUUUCACUAGAGUUUA